Messenger RNA from Sclerotinia sclerotiorum 1980 UF-70, 333 nucleotides. RefSeq lists its product with no specific name. The coding region runs from base 1 to 333 and encodes 110 amino acids. The record is from RefSeq and is a predicted model, not a curated record. The transcript has a single exon. Lineage: Eukaryota; Fungi; Ascomycota; Leotiomycetes; Helotiales; Sclerotiniaceae.
AUGACAUUCGCCCGAUUUCGCUCAGGACGCAUCGCCGUUGUGCCUACUGGAACACGACCAGGUGAUGUUGUGGUUGAUUUCGGGGAAGCCGACAAGCGACAGCAGGAUAGCGGAUGCGUCUUCCGACGGCAGGAAUUGAACUACCAACGUUACCACAUGGACCUUGAUAUCGAUAAAUCAAUCGACACCAAAUACCGGCAUUAUGGAGAUGUAUAUCAUUGCACGUAUGUUGGUAGAGCGUGGACUGAUAAAGUAGACUUUGGCCAAGAGAUCACCACGGAAGGGAAACAUAAAUAUGACCCCGAAACGAUUGUCCUAUAUGCUGUCCAUUGA